Messenger RNA from Sphaeroforma arctica JP610, 255 nucleotides. RefSeq lists its product as hypothetical. The record is from RefSeq and is a predicted model, not a curated record. Bases 1 to 255 code for a protein of 84 amino acids. Lineage: Eukaryota; Ichthyosporea; Ichthyophonida. The transcript has 2 exons.
AUGGGAUCAACUCCUGCGCCUGGUUUGGGGCGACAGACCUCGUUUGCAGAUAAAACAAAUCGCACACCUGCGCAGAAAAACCGCAGUGUGCAGUUCAAAUUUGAGGACCAAAAGUACAAAUCUGACUAUACGGAUGUUGCCGAAGUCGAUAGUUACGAAAAGUUCAUCCAAGCCAGCCCCAUGCCACCCUUCUCGUACACAGACACUUUCCAGAAGAACACACUCAGCUCAACAGCACACUCGACUCGAAGGUGA